Molecule: messenger RNA, 1719 nt
Organism: Caenorhabditis elegans
Lineage: Eukaryota; Metazoa; Nematoda; Chromadorea; Rhabditida; Rhabditidae
Gene: H41C03.3
Exons: 11
Coding region: 106-1626 (506 amino acids)
Cellular component (GO): membrane
Molecular function (GO): glycosyltransferase activity
Source: RefSeq, marked reviewed
UUGCAAAAAGUAUAGCUGCGAACAAAGGAGCACAGUUUCUGAAUCGUAUAAAAAUAUUAUCACAGCCUACAUCGAGCAAAAGUCAAGUUAAUCGGAAGAAUGAAGAUGCGAAGCAAGAUUCGUUACCAGUUAUUGGAUCCUUCAGCAGCACCAAAAACAUUUAAAUUUAUAUGGAUUUUACUGUUUCUUGCUGUAUGCUUCGUUGCGUAUUAUCUAUGGAUUUUCAAUCCGAAAAAAGGAAUUUACGAUCCCUUGACGACUGAUAAACAAAAUCCGAUGACUUAUGAACAAGUGGUAAACGAUUUGAGAAAUGAGAUUGAUCAAAGAAAUGCCAUAAUUAGCGAGCUGCAGAAAGAUUUUGUUAAAAUGGAGUUGAAAACCGAAUUCAAGGCAAUUUAUCCACGACGACCAGAAACGGAUCAUAUCGAUUGUGGACGAAUCUUAGCUGACGAUAAGGUCUACCUACAAACAGUGUCUGGAAAAGAUCGAGUAAAAAUUGUGGAAAAUAAGAAUCUCAAUAUGUCAUGUUCGGCAAUUAUGAAUCGAAUUCUACCAUCGGGAAAUGAUUUGAAACCUUUGAAAAAUGGUGUUGCAUUUGCGAGAAUUGUUUAUACAGAUUAUGAAAUGAUUGAGAAACAAGUUCAAAUGUCAUAUCAUCCACAAAAUUCAUUUUGUUUCGCGAUUGACAAAAAAGCUCCGUCACAGUUUCAUGAAAGGCUCAGAGCAAUGGCUGCGUGUCUUCCAAAUGUUUUGCUUCUUCCAGAUGAAGAAUCAGUGGACUCAGCUGGUCAUAACAUCAAUCUUGCACAUUACAAUUGCCUCCGUGUUCUAAUUAACAAACCUGGUUGGAACUAUGCCAUUUUACUUCAAAAUCAUGAUGUCAUUGUUAAAUCCGUAUAUGAAAUAGAGCAGAUUUAUGAUUGGCUUGGUGGAGCAAACGACAUCGAGAUUACACCUGAAGCAGGACGUGUAGAUAAUAAAAAGUUCAAAUGGGACCCAGUUUCUCUAAAAAUGUUUCGAAAUGAAACUGGAAUCGACAAAAAUGUUUUAACCACCAGCAUGAAGUUCGCAAAAGGAGCUGUACAAGGCUCAUUGUCAAGGGGGGCAGUUGAUUGGAUGGUUCGAACAGUUGAUCUUUCAACCUAUAUUAACCAAUGGAAUGAAGGAUCAUCUGGCGUAGAUGAGCAGUUUAUUCAAAGUUUUCAAGUGAGUGCUGAUCUAGGAAUGCCUGGACAUUUCACGGAUGAAUGUUUGAAACAGAAAAGAAAUACUGAUUUUGUAUCAAGAAUGUCACAAUGGAUGUACGGAAGUGCCCACAAAUGUGGAUCAAAAACAGUUCGACAUGCAAUUUGCUUACUGGGAAUUGAGGACUUGAGAACAGUUGCCGCAUAUCCCAAUUUGAUGUUCAACAAAAUGAUCCCAGCAUUUGAUUACUCAAUUGUGGAAUGCACGGCCGAGCUACUGUACAAUCGAACAUUUCUUGGACAAGUAGAUCAUCCGCUGGAAGAAAAUUACUAUGCACAAAUGGUCAAUGUUCUUUACCACAAGAAUCACCUGGAACCAAAUUACAAAUUGGAAUGUAAACCGAGUUAUACGAGAUGGGCGGAACGGGAAUAUCCAUUAUGAUAGUGUUAGGCCGAUUUAUGGAUAGUUAAUUUUUUGUUACGAUUUAAAAGGGCUUUCUACGGGUUUAAAAAAUGAAAAUUUAUAAAAAUCAUU